Molecule: messenger RNA, 7367 nt
Organism: Coregonus clupeaformis (lake whitefish)
Lineage: Eukaryota; Metazoa; Chordata; Actinopteri; Salmoniformes; Salmonidae
Gene: insra
Product: insulin receptor a
Exons: 23
Coding region: 1120-5247 (1375 amino acids)
Biological process (GO): glucose homeostasis; positive regulation of kinase activity; protein autophosphorylation
Cellular component (GO): membrane; insulin receptor complex; axon
Molecular function (GO): insulin receptor substrate binding; insulin receptor activity; ATP binding
Source: RefSeq, a predicted model, not a curated record
UUUACUACUGGCGACGGAGAGGCACAGCGAAGGGGAUCCUAAGGGACUGAACCAUUUAGGCCUGCCUCUAAUGUCGGAGAGUAAAAUAUCGACAUUAUAUUUUGCUGUUCUCGUGCAAUAACCGUGUUGUCAUUUUGGAAGGAGAUAUCCAUCAGGUGAAAUCACUGAAACGCCUUUAUUAUGAAGAAAAAGGCCAACUGACUAACGAACGAGCAACAGCGAAGUCUGACAGUUGAGUGGAAAUCUCAGCGUUGACUGCGGUUAGAUUUUGUCUCUCCAUACACGGAUUCAGAUGAGUUUAUAUUACUUGAAGUUGUAAACAACCUAGUAAUCGCUAGUAUUUUGUGUUUGGGAUAUGUUUGUGAAAGACAACAGCCAUGAGCAGUGACCCGUGGGUUUCGUAUACUACUGUACGCCACGCGUGCCUUGCAUGAACCUGAAGUUGUCAGAAGCGAAGCUACAGAAUUCGGGACUGUGAGACGGGGGACAUUGUUGCACAUUGUGGUUUAGGUUCUCUUUCAAUGCAAGGGAAUAGGCAAUUUACUUAGUAGCUAGACACAUAGCAACAUAUCCAUAGCGAGUGUUACCGGAAGCGUAAUUAAAUUGAGAGUUGAUAUCCUUCUAAUCGCACAAACUUUGUGGCCUCCUGCCCAUUCAGCUAACGGUAACGUUAGCUAGCAGCUAACUAACGUUACUCCCCCUGCUCUGCGACGCAUGAGACUGCGGAUUGAAUCAAGAACACUUGAAAAGAAGACGCAAUGCGAUGCAAUUUAUUGCAAAGUGAGACUUUUCCUUUGUUUAGCCACAAUGAUUCCCACGGUUGCAUUUGUUUGUGGUGAUUUUGAAUAUCCCUCUGACCUGUGCAGUUAACUAGCUGAGGCUAACCAGUGACUUAGCUCGCUAACUAGCUAGCUAGUAGUGAACACGUUGGACUCUUCCCUCCCUCCGCCCAUUUUUCCGGGAUGACCGUUUGUAUUUUUGUUUACCUGUGGUUUAACUAACAAACCAAAGGACAGCUACCCCUUGCCAACUAGUUGUAAUCGAGUUGACUCGGAUUCUUCCCCAGACAGUUGCUCUCGACUGCGUCGUCGAUCGGAUAUUGACCAGAGUUGAGUCAAUAUGUGGCCGCGGACUUUCCUUGUGUUUUUUGUGACUGCUGUCUACGUAUGGAAUUGUCAGCAAACGAAUGGAGAAAUCUCCCCGGGAAUCUGCUGCAGCAAGGACAUCCGGAACAACGUGACCAACCUGCGCUCCCUGGAGAACUGCACGGUCAUCGAGGGCCACCUGAAGAUCCUACUCAUGUUCAAGACCAAACCCGAGGACUUCAGGGGUCUCAGUUACCCCAAACUGACCGUGGUCACAGACUUCCUCCUCUUGUUCAGGGUCUACGGAAUGGAGAGCCUCAAAGACCUCUUCCCCAAUCUCACCGUGAUCCGAGGUAACAACCUGUUCUUCAACUACGCUCUGGUCUUCUUUGAAAUGCUGCAGCUGAGGGAUAUCGGUCUCCAUAGCCUGAUGAACAUCACCCGAGGAGCGGUGAGGAUCGAGAAGAACCCGGACCUCUGCUACCUCUCCACCCUGGAUUGGUCCAAGAUCCUGGAUACGGUGGAGGACAACUAUAUCGUGUCCAAUAAGAACGACAGGGAGUGCGGGGACGUGUGUCCCGGAGCGCUGGCCAAGGGGAAGGCUACCUGUCAACAGACCACCAUCAAUGGAAACUUCAACGAACGCUGCUGGACGCACAAGCACUGCCAGAGAAUGUGUCCCCCCAGCUGUAAGCACCGGGCCUGUACCAGAGACCACCAAUGUUGCCAUGAGCAGUGUCUGGGAGGCUGCUCUGAGCCCUACAACAGCAGCAGCUGUGUUGCCUGCAAGAACCUCCAGUACCAAGAGGCAUGUGUGGACCACUGUCCCCAGGGAUACUACACCUACAUGGGCUGGCGCUGCGUCCCCUUGUCCUUCUGCCAGGACCUCCACAACAAGUGUAAGGAGAGCAAGAGCAGCGACUGCCACCAGUAUGUCAUCCACAACGGAGCCUGUAUACCAGAGUGCCCCUCCGGAUAUACUACUGUCAAUUCUACCACGUUGGUCUGUACUCCAUGUGCUGGGCUGUGUCCUAAGGUGUGUAUGGGCCUGAAGAUGGUGGACUCUGUGACAGCAGCACAGGCUAUGAGAGGAUGCACCGUCCUCAACGGCAGCAUGGACAUCAACCUUAGAGGAGGAAAUAACAUAGCAGCAGAGCUGGAGGCUAACCUUGGUCAACUGGAGGAGAUUACAGGCUUCCUGAAGGUCCGGCGUUCCUACGCCCUCGUCUCGCUCUCUUUCCUCCGCAACCUACGGGUCAUCAGAGGGGACACACUGAUGGACGGGGGCUACUCGUUCUACGCACAUGACAACCAGAACCUGCGUCAGCUGUGGGACUGGACCCAACACAACCUGAGCAUCCUGCAGGGGCGCAUGUUCUUUCAACUCAACGCUAAGCUCUGCAUGUCAGAGAUACGCAAGAUGGAGGAGGUGACUGGCACCAGGGACAGGCAUACCAAGAACAACAUUGUAUCUAAGACCAACGGAGACCAGGCCUCCUGUGAGAACCAGGAGUUAAGGUUCAGCCAGGUGCGUGCCACACAUGAUAAGAUCAUGAUCAAAUGGGAACCGUUCUGGCCUCCUGACUUCAGAGACCUGCUUGGCUUCAUGGUCUUCUACAAGGAAGCGCCUUACCCCAACGUGACAGAGUUUGACGGCCAGGAUGCGUGUGGUUCUAACUGGGUGAUAAUUGACCUGGACCCCCCAGCCCGGGCAACAGAGGGCAACCCACAACAGGAGCCAGGUACAUUGAUCUUGGCUCUGAAGCCCUGGACGCAGUACGCCAUCAUGGUCAAGACCCAGCUCUCUGCCUCUGAUGAACACCAGGUCCUCGGGGCCAAGAGCCAGAUCACCUACGUCAGGACAGACGCCACCAAGCCGUCAGUGCCCCUGGACCCCAUCUCCUCCUCCAACUCUUCCUCUCAGAUCCUCCUGAAGUGGAAACCUCCCACGGACCCCAACGGGAACAUCACUCACUACCUAGUGUACUGUCAGCAGCAGCCUGAGGCCAGCGAACUCUACAAGUUCGACUACUGUCAGAAAGGUAUGAAACUGCCUUCACGGGUGCCCACCCAGGUCGACAGUGAUGAAGAGGCUAAGUGGAACCAGACUGAGGAUGAGGGGCAGGGUGGCCGUUGUUGUGCCUGUCCCAAAACAGAGAAACAACUGAAGAAGGAGGCCGAGGACUCAGAGUACCGCAAGACCUUUGAGAACUACAUCCACAAUGAGGUCUUCCUGCUCAAAUCAACCAGGCAGCGCCGCUCAGCCAUGGGCGUAGCUAAUCGGACGCAGCCUUCGUUCGCGACGACGCCCCCCACCCUGCCUGAAGGUUACGCCACCCGCGGCCCAGACGAAGAGGAUGGUGUGGAGAGCACUAAGGUCCAGCUGACUGUGUUCUCCAAGGAGUCCACGGUCAUCUCCGGCCUCCGACACUUCACCUCGUACCAGAUUGAUGUGUUGGCCUGUAACCACCCCACAGACCCUUCACGCUGCAGUAUGGCAGCCUUCGUCUCAGCUCGCACCAUGCCUGAGGACAAAGCAGAUGACAUCGUGGGCCCCAUCAGCUAUGAUGUGUCUGAGUACUCUGUUCACAUCAAGUGGCUGGAGCCCAAAGCUCCCAAUGGAAUGAUCAUCCUGUACGAAGUCAACUACAAGAGACUGGGAGACACAGAGGAGUUGCACCACUGUGUGUCCAGGAAGAUGUACCAGCAGUCGGAGGGCUGCAAGCUGAGAGUGGUGCACCCUGGGAACUACACCGUGAGGAUCCGAGCCACGUCGCUGGCAGGAAACGGCUCCUGGACCGACCCCACACACUUCUACGUACAGGACCUGCGGGUGGACCCAUCCAGCCUAUUGAUUAUCGUUGGUCCAGUCAUCUUUGUCGUUCUGCUGAUACUGGUGGCAGCGGGAGGAUUCGUCGUGUUCAGGAAGAAGCAAACCCAGGGCCCCUCUGGACCUCUCUACACCUCCUCCAACCCAGAGUACCUCAGUGCUGCUGACAUGUACGAGCCAGACGACUGGGAGGUGGGCAGGGAUAAGAUCAACAUCCUGCGAGAGCUGGGUCAGGGCUCGUUCGGCAUGGUCUACGAGGGCAUCGCCAAGGACAUCGUGAAGGGAGAGCCAGAGACACAUGUGGCGGUGAAGACGGUCAACGAGUCGGCCAGCCUGAGGGAGAGGAUAGAGUUCCUCAACGAGGCCUCCGUCAUGAAGGGCUUCACCUGCCACCAUGUGGUGCGUCUGAUGGGUGUGGUCUCUAAGGGCCAGCCCACUCUAGUUGUCAUGGAGCUGAUGACCCAUGGCGACCUGAAGAGCUACCUCCGCUGCCUCCGCCCCGACUCUGAGAAUAAUCCUACUGGGCGCCUGCCUCCAACGCUGAGGGAGAUGGUCCAGAUGGCGGCAGAGAUAGCAGACGGCAUGGCCUACCUCAACGCCAAAAAGUUUGUCCACAGAGAUCUGGCCGCUAGGAACUGCAUGGUGGCACAGGACUUCACUGUCAAGAUAGGAGACUUUGGUAUGACCAGAGACAUCUAUGAGACAGACUACUACCGUAAAGGUGGGAAGGGUCUGCUUCCUGUCCGCUGGAUGGCUCCUGAGUCUCUGAAGGACGGAGUGUUCACUGCACACUCAGACUGCUGGUCGUUUGGGGUGGUGUUGUGGGAGAUCAGUACCCUAGCAGAGCAGCCGUACCAGGGCCUGUCUAACGAGCAGGUCCUGAAGUUCGUCAUGGACGGAGGAUAUCUGGACCGACCAGACAACUGUGCUGACCGGCUACACAACUUGAUGUCAAUGUGCUGGCAGUACAACCCCAAGCUGCGUCCUAGCUUCCAGGAGAUCAUUGAGAUGCUCCACGAGGACCUUCACCAGUCCUUCCAGGAGGUCUCCUUCUACUAUAGCCAGGAGAACAAGCCUCCGGAGCAGGAGGACUUUGACCUGGACGUGGACAACAUGGAGAGCAUUCCCCUGGACCCGUCCUCCUACUCCCAGAGAGGGGACCACAGUUCCUCCUACUCCCAGAGAGGGGACCACAGCUCGGAGCGGGACGAGGCGGGUUCAUCACUGGGGUUGAGACAAAACAACUAUGAGGAACACAUCCCGUACACACACAUGAACGGGGGAAAGACUAACGGACGGACACUAGCCCUCCCUCGGUCUAGUCCCUCCUAACAUAACAUUAUAUGGGGUAAGGGUCUAGUCCCUCCUAACAUAACAUUAUAUGGGGUAAGGGUCUAGUCCCUCCUAACAGAACAUGAUAUGGGGUAAGGGUCUAGUCCCUCCUAACAGAACAUUAUAUGGGGUAAGGGUCUAGUCCCUCCUAACAGAACAUUAUAUGGGGUAAGGGUCUAGUCCCUCCUAACAGAACAUUAUAUGGGGUAAGGGUCUAGUCCCUCCUAACAGAACAUUAUAUGGGGUAAGGGUCUAGUCCCUCCUAACAGAACAUUAUAUGGGGUAAGGGUCUAGUCCCUCCUAACAUAACAGUAUAUGGGGUAAGGGUCUAGUCCCUCCUAACAGAACAUUAUAUGGGGUAAGGGUCUAGUCCCUCCUAACAGAACAUUAUAUGGGGUAAGGGUCUAGUCCCUCCUAACAGAACAUUAUAUGGGGUAAGGGUCUAGUCCCUCCUAACAGAACAUUAUAUGGGGUAUGGUAUGCCCAUCCCUUUCCCUCACACAGUUUUUUGUUUUGUCGUUUUAUAUAGAUUAUCACUUGUUCAGAGGCCUCCUGGAAGUGUUACAGCACAUAUCUCAGGACAUUAUUGCUCUCUGUUGUCAAGACGCCACCUUCAUUACACUACAGUAUGUAGCCAUGUUGUCCAAUGUCCACCAGGACAGAACACACAACCAACCACACAGACACUUUUUGUAUUCAAGAAAGACGAACCUCCCUCCAUACUGCUUCUCUCUUGUCCGCAAUCAUUUUUUUUGUUUUAUAUUGCCAAGUUUCCACGAAUGGGGUGGCGGAGGUAGAAAUCAACUGUGAAAAUAACUCAACUUUGGGUCAACCUGAAGGCUGCUAACCCAAGGACUCUCCAAACUUUCCCUUCCCCAGGCUGAGGCUCCCUCCCUGGGCAGCUCAGCCCUCACUGGGUCCCUGGGUCUCCCUGGGCCAUGGAGGUCCCCCAUGGGGUCGCUCAGUGUAAAAGUGCCCUUUUAUCUCUCUGUCUGUGACCUUUAUCUAAUGUCAUGGAGCUGUCUCUGUCUGUGACCUGCAUCUAAUGUCAUGGAGCUGUGUCUCUGUCUGUGACCUUUAUCUAAUGUCAUGGAGCUGUGUCUCUGUCUGUGACCUUUAUCUAAUGUCAUGGAGCUGUCUCUGUCUGUGACCUGCAUCUAAUGUCAUGGAGCUGUCUUUGUCUGUGACCUUUAUUUAAUGUCAUGGAGCGGUCUCUGUCUGUGACCUGCAUCUAAUGUCAUGGAGCUGUCUCUCUGUGACCUGCAUCUAAUGUCAUGGAGCUGUCUCUCUGUGACCUGCAUCUAAUGUCAUGGAGCUGUCUUUGUCUGUGACCUUUAUCUAAUGUCAUGGAGCUGUCUCUCUCUGUGACCUUUAUCUAAUGUCAUGGAGCUGUCUCUCUGUGACCUGCAUCUAAUGUCAUGGAGCUGUCUCUCUGUAUCUUUGUACUCUCGAGUUGUCAAGGAACGACAGACUUUCUGAGACUUUAGAACUAGCUAACUUUUGGAUGGAUGAAUGUGUCAAAUCCAUAUUCGAAUCUUCUAACAAACUUUAUCGAUCCACUGGAGAAGGUUGUUGUCAUCUCUCCUCACACUCUGCAGUAUUACAAACAUCACACAGAAAGAAUUAACAGAUUUCUCUGGGUAUAUUUUUUUAUUUAUUUAGGUUUCAUUUUCUCAUUUUGAGUUUUCACAUUUACAGCUGAAGGAUAUUAAAAAAUCUGUUUGAGAAAAGAAAACAUUUUUACAAAAAAAAACAAGUUCCUCAGAUGACCAAUAGAUGCUUCUUUUGAUAUAUUUUAGUGGGUAUAGAAAAUAUAAAUAUAUAAAUAUAUUAUUGAUGGGGUUUUUUGUACAUAGUUGUUGACAUUGUCUUUCAUGAGGUAUUUUCGGUCUGUAGAAAAACAUGUUUGUCUCUCUAUGUUUUCUUUUUUCUAAUCCAGAAAUCAUACUAAUAAUCAUUUGGACUUGUGAUCAACCAGCAGCACUUGGUCUUUCGUCUCCGUAUCAGAUGCACAGUAAGACGGGAGGAUGUUGGCUUGGCCUGUUGAUAUCUAAUCAAACUGUCUGCUCUAGAUAAAUAAAGCAGCGUGGUGCAACAUAACAACGCUCUGUCUCGCUCUC